UGGUGGCGGCGGGGCUCGCGCCGUGCGUGCUGCAGCGCGCCUGUCGCACGCACGCGCAACGACCGCCCUCCUCCGUCUGCAUGCACCGCCUCGACACCUGCGAACACAGAAAACCCAGUACCAAAGCGGUUCCGAAAACAUAAUCACAGUAAAAUUGUUUAGAUUUCUGUCUUAAAAAACCUAAGUGCAAAACAAACCGGCGGACAAUGGCGUCGAAUAUUUUGGCGGAUGAGUGUUGUGUGUUGUGACACCGCGGCCGCGGCGUGUUUACUAAACAACAGAACCAUCGACGGAACGUAUGAUCGCCCCUACUAUUGGCGCGCGCAGUAUAAAGGUGUGAGCUAUGGACUACACGCGCGAGUGCAGCUGCGGCCGGUGUCUGUCGCUCCGCUGGCUGCUGUGCUGCUUCAACUGUCGCUGCUCGUGCCGCAUCAGGAACACAUGAGUUGGUUGCACGCUGUGGUCGCGCUAGCGCUCGCCGCCAGUGCAGCGCCGGCUACGACAUCAUGUAAGAACUGCAUUGCACUAGGCAAAGAGGAAAAGGCGAUGUUCCGAGCACACUCCGACGCCUGCCUCCCGCAGUCGGGCGUCGAACCCAAGGUAGUGGAGUCGAUGUUGAACGGGCAGCUCGUGGAGUCGGCAGCGCUGCGUCGCCACGUCUAUUGCGUGUUGAUGAAAUGCAAGCUCGUCAGCAAGGAGGGCAAGUUAAUGAAGAAUGCCAUGUUGGGCAAGAUGGCGAUGCGGAGCGACGGCAAGAAUGCUACUAAGGUAUUGGAGGGCUGUGCAGACCAAACGGGCGACACUCCAGAAGACCUCGCUUGGAACUUGUUCCGAUGUGGCUACGACAAGAAGACAAUGUUGUUCGACUACAUGCCCACCAGUGGCGCCUCUAGCGGCGAUAUAGAUAACAUUUCCAAAUAGAUGUAUUUUUAUGUAGCUCAAACUAAAGAGAUGGCGCUUUAUUAAAUUAUACGUAAUUAUAUUUUCUUCUACAGUAUUAUAGAUGGCGCUGUCAGACCAAAUUGAACGUGUUAUAAUUUAUAUAAAUUGUUUACUUGUAUUACUUAUACGAUUUGUACACGAAUUCCUUUUAAUAUUUAUAAAGUUAUAAUGAACUA
Molecule: messenger RNA, 1118 nt
Organism: Manduca sexta (tobacco hornworm)
Lineage: Eukaryota; Metazoa; Arthropoda; Insecta; Lepidoptera; Sphingidae
Exons: 7
Coding region: 229-921 (230 amino acids)
Molecular function (GO): odorant binding
Source: RefSeq, a predicted model, not a curated record